Molecule: messenger RNA, 546 nt
Organism: Arthroderma uncinatum
Lineage: Eukaryota; Fungi; Ascomycota; Eurotiomycetes; Onygenales; Arthrodermataceae
Product: deoxyuridine 5'-triphosphate nucleotidohydrolase
Exons: 1
Coding region: 1-546 (181 amino acids)
Source: RefSeq, a predicted model, not a curated record
AUGAUACUCCCAGGCCACCGCCUCGUCUCUCAGAAAAUCAUUAACGGCCUCAUCUCUCCAUCAUUACAGGUCCAGCCCUGUGGCGUUGAUUUGACCUUAAAAAAGGUCCUCACCUGGACAUCAGCAGGCACAGUUGACUUUGACAAUAGCCAACGCCAGACUGCCUUCACCAAGGAGAUCAAGUUCGUCUCUACCGGCUCACCUGAUUUGCCAGGAGCCAUCGAAAUCCCUAAAAUCGAUCAUCCUGCUGUUGAUCUUCCUCAGGGCUCAUAUCUUGUUGAGUUCAACGAAACUGUCUCGGUGCCUCUUGAUGUGAUGGGUCAGAUCUUUGUUCGAAGCUCUCUAUUUAGAUCAGGAGCUCUACUGAAUGCUGGAGUGAUGGACUCUGGCUACAACGGCUCUGUUGGUGCACUGCUACAGGUGCUGAAUCCUGCUGGUCUUCGACUUUACAAAAAUGCAAGACUCGCUCAAUUCGUGUUCCACCAGAUGAGCGAGCCGGUGGAUGGCUAUAAAGGGGUGUAUCAGGGGAGUACGACAAUGGGUUAA